UUCUGUUUGCAAAUUCUAUGAAGUUGUUGUAAACAAGAGGAAAAUAGAGAAGACACUAUUAUACAAGAAGAGAUCACUGUAUACAAGAUUUGAAGUUUGAAGAUAUGGAAUCGGCGUUUAUAUCAUCCACGAGGUUGAAUCUUGUAUUUGGUGUAUUAUUUUUGUGUUCGGUUUCUCAUGUCCAAAGUUGGAGUAAAGAAGGUCAUAUUCUUACAUGCCGAAUUGCUCAAAACCUUUUAGAGGCAGGACCGGCACAUGUCGUAGAGAAUCUAUUACCGGAUUACGUGAAAGGAGAUUUAUCGGCAUUGUGUGUGUGGCCUGACCAGAUCCGACAUUGGUACAAGUACCGUUGGACUAGCUCUCUCCAUUACAUCGACACUCCCGACCAAGCCUGUUCUUACGAAUUCGCCAGGGAUUGUCAUGAUCAACAUGGGUUAAAGGAUAUGUGUGUGGAUGGAGCAAUCCAGAAUUUCACCUCUCAGCUUCAGCAUUACGGUGAAGGAACAUCUGAUCGUCGACAUAACAUGACUGAAGCCCUUUUGUUCUUGUCUCAUUUCAUGGGAGAUAUUCAUCAGCCUAUGCAUGUCGGAUUCACAAGUGAUGAAGGAGGAAACACGAUAGAUUUACGUUGGUACAGACACAAAUCAAAUUUACAUCAUGUAUGGGACAGAGAGAUUAUCCUCACGGCUCUAAAAGAAUACUACGACAAGGACUUGGGUCUUCUCCAAGAGGAUCUUGAGAAGAACAUCACCAAUGGAUUAUGGCAAGACGAUCUAUCUACGUGGACAGAAUGCAACGAUCUGAUCGCUUGUUCACACAAGUAUGCUUCGGAGAGUAUAAAGUUAGCUUGUAAAUGGGGCUACGAAGGCGUGAAGUCUGGUGAAACGCUAUCAGAGGAGUAUUUCAAUACGAGGCUGCCAAUAGUGAUGAAGAGAAUUGUUCAAGGAGGAGUUAGACUAGCCAUGAUACUAAACCGGGUUUUUAGUGAUACUCAUGCUGAUGUUGCUGCCACUUAAACCGAACCGGAACAGACCGGUUUUUAGGAGAUUAUUUGGUUAUUUCACAAAAUUGAAUAAGAUUAAUCGGACAUUAUUUUCGUAGUAGCUAAUAUCCAGUUGACAGAUAUAAAAGUGUUUAGGAUUAAACCAUAAGCUAAUUGUAAAAUUAUAUUUCAUCGUUUGAUUGGAUUGUUCUGAUAAAACAGGUUAUUUAGUUGAAAUAUUAAA
Molecule: messenger RNA, 1226 nt
Organism: Eutrema salsugineum
Lineage: Eukaryota; Viridiplantae; Streptophyta; Magnoliopsida; Brassicales; Brassicaceae
Product: endonuclease 1
Exons: 9
Coding region: 105-1016 (303 amino acids)
Biological process (GO): DNA catabolic process
Molecular function (GO): nucleic acid binding; endonuclease activity
Source: RefSeq, a predicted model, not a curated record